CACGCCCCCUCGCCCGCGGCCCCCUCCCCGCCUCUCUCCGCCGCUUCUCUAGCUCCCCGGUCAGAGGGCCGGAGCGAGAAGAUGGCGAAGACGUACGAUUAUCUGUUCAAGCUGCUGCUGAUCGGCGACUCGGGGGUGGGCAAGACUUGCCUCCUAUUCCGCUUCUCCGAGGACGCCUUCAACACCACCUUCAUUUCCACCAUCGGAAUUGAUUUUAAAAUCAGAACGAUAGAACUAGAUGGAAAGAAAAUUAAGCUUCAGAUAUGGGACACAGCGGGUCAGGAAAGAUUUCGAACCAUCACAACAGCAUACUAUAGAGGAGCCAUGGGAAUUAUGCUGGUCUAUGACAUCACAAAUGAAAAGUCCUUCGACAAUAUUAAAAACUGGAUAAGAAACAUUGAAGAGCAUGCCUCUUCAGACGUUGAAAGAAUGAUCCUGGGUAACAAGUGUGAUAUGAAUGACAAAAGACAAGUGUCAAAAGAAAGAGGAGAGAAGUUAGCAAUUGACUAUGGGAUUAAAUUCUUGGAGACAAGUGCAAAAUCCAGUACAAAUGUAGAAGAGGCAUUUUUUACACUUGCACGGGAUAUAAUGACAAAACUCAACAGAAAAAUGAAUGACAGCAAUUCAUCAGGGGCAGGUGGACCAGUGAAAAUAACAGAAAACCGAUCAAAGAAGACCAGUUUCUUCCGUUGCUCGCUACUUUGAUGAACUCUUUCUGAGAGACUGCAGCACACCUAAAGGACCCUUUCCGGCUUCUCUGAAAGCACAGGUCAGCCAGCCUCAGAACCACACCGCCCGGCUGCUGCGGAGAACACCACUGAACCUAGACUUCUCAACACAGAACGCCACGUGGGUUCCAGCCUCGUGGCCUAGAAAGAUAACAGGCUCCUUUUUUCAAACAUGGAAGCAAUGAAGUGGAGACAUACGCAGGACUUAACUUGUUUUUUCUUUGGUUUGUCCCAGAAGCUGCUAUCUUUCUUUUUCACUUUGCACAUCAGUGUUAGCCUGUCCCUGCUACAGCACAGUCUCAGACUCGUAUCUGCACACUUUUGCCUUGUGAAGUUCUAGACAAACUUGUGCACUUGGGGGGUGUUUGAAAAAAGUAAAACAUUUAACGCAGAGAUUAAUAUGCUAAAACUAAAAGAUGUUGGGUCUGGUUCAUGUGGCCAAAUGUUAUUGCAUUGAUAGAAUUUUUUUAAGGGCUCUAGUUUGUGAUUUCCUUCAAUAAGAAUCAUUAAAUUCUGAUAAAAUUCAUCUUAAAAGUUCAUAAAAAUGUCCAUCUAUUCAUCAGAGGCCGCAAUUUAUUUCUCCAGGUGGUUGAGAAUUUUGCUUCAUUCCUGGCCUUUUGGUCAGAGAGUUUGGGUAGCUGAAGAAAUCACUUUUUCAAUUGAUUACCUCUGCCUCAUCUGUAGAAGCUACAUUUGGAAAUCACCUUAAGCUCACUUUUCCUGGGGUUUGUAUUCACUGUUCUUUCCUAUUUUUGACCUGUUGUAACUGCUCAGUUAUCUAAAACAUAACAUAUUUGAACAUUGUUGUCUGUUUCUAAUUGUGAACUUCUUGAGCUGAAUUUUAUACAGGCAGAGAGAUGUACCAUUUGGGUUUUAUUUCAGCGUCCUAUUGUUCCGUCACAUCAGCAUAUGUAAUAUAUUUUUUUCUUAGGUUCACUCCCUAGCUUGCUGGUUUCGUUUGUAAUACCCAGUUCCUACUGUAAUCCCUGUCUGCAAGAGUUAACAAGAAUUAUAUUUAGACCUUUGUUCGUAGAAAGCUUACCUACAGGGAGAGAGAUUAACUUGUUGAUAUAAAUUUAAUAGAGAUAGCUCUUGGUGAUGGUAAACAUAAAGAUUUUUUAUUCUGGUUUUAUUUGGGCUUCUUUUUUUUUUUUUUUUUUAAUAAAGAUAAUUAGACCUAGACCUAGUGCAGCCUCUAGGAAAAGUCUUGCCCUUUUGUUAGAGAAAAUAUGAGUAAGGUUUCCAUUCUAAAACAGCUGUUGUUGAAUGUGUAGAACCCAGUUCCAUCUGUUCAGGUUCAUUGUUACAGAACUUGGUCCAGUCAUUUGGGUCAAAGCCAACCAAGAGCUUAGCUGCCUUUCUCACCAAACACUGGUACUGGUAUACCUUUUGUAGAUGUGCCAAAUUCAGAUAAUUUUGACAUUGCUUUUAUCCUAGCCUUCAGUGUCAAAACACAGAAGGGAGUAAUAAAUCGGUGAUUAGGGUAAUGAACUCUCUUAAUAAUCACUCUUCCUGUUAGGUCCUUUUUGUUUCAUAGAGGGUACCACCAUGCUUGAUAGUUUAGAGUGGAGGGGAAAAUGGAAAUGGAUUGCUUGUUACCACAGAGCAUUGUGCUUCAAAUUAAGACAUAGCGUUAGAAUGCUUGGACCAGUCAACCUUUAUUUAGUACUUGUUUGAAAACUUACGUCCAGUUUAGCAGCAGCAAAUAUACCAGAGCUAUUUUUGAUGGAUACGCUAAACUUAAUGUUGACAAAUUUCAGCCUUCUUGAUUUUUUUUUUUUAUUUACCUAUCGGUUUAGAGGCACCUGCUGGUGUCCCAGUACAAUCAGUAAUUGCUCGAUUGAAAGCUGAUUGUACAUCUACCAUCUUAAAAUUAGAUACAUUUUUGGAAAGAAAAAAUAAUUUCUUAGAAACAUCUUGUCUUUGCUAAUUUUCCGAAAAAAUAUCCAAGCGGUUAAGCUUUCUGAAUGGUAACAAAGUACUUUCUAAAAGGCAAGUGCUAUGACACCAUGUAUGAAUGUAAUUCUAGUAAUUUACCUCUGACUAUUUGGUGUCUUAACACUUUGGUUUAUAUCUCAGGGGUUGUCUGCAAACCAAAACUGACAUUUUCUGUGGUUAGGCUUUUUUUUUUUUUUUUUAACAGAAUGCUUUGCUUCUGAUUUAUUCCUUCUCUCUUCUUUUGUCUUAUAUGGGUUAAUAAUUAGUCUCCAUGAAUUUCCCUUUGAAAGAGCCUGUAAAAGUGAUGAGUCUAAAAGUGCUCUUUGAAGUAGCAGCAAUUUGGGGAUAUAUGCUCUGUUAUAUAGAAAUAAAUUGUCCUUGCUAUUUUCUUACAUGUAGCUUUGCUGAAUUGUAUAUAAUUUGAGCUAAGACCAUAGGAAAUUCCCUUUCUGCAUGGUAAAAUGCCCCAAUAAAUACUCCACUUUGCUUCAUAAUGUA
This is a messenger RNA of Neofelis nebulosa (Clouded leopard), 3164 nucleotides long. RefSeq names its product RAB8B, member RAS oncogene family (gene RAB8B). Gene Ontology annotation, cellular component: plasma membrane; synaptic vesicle; endosome. The transcript is spliced from 8 exons. Gene Ontology annotation, biological process: Golgi vesicle fusion to target membrane; regulation of exocytosis; cellular response to insulin stimulus. Gene Ontology annotation, molecular function: GTPase activity; GTP binding. NCBI's taxonomy places the organism in Eukaryota, Metazoa, Chordata, Mammalia, Carnivora, Felidae. The coding region runs from base 82 to 705 and encodes 207 amino acids. The record is from RefSeq and is a predicted model, not a curated record.